AUGUCGCGACUCGCGGCAUCGCGAAUCAUGCACGUCGGUCGCGGCCUCAAUCAGCCGACGGCCUUUGGAAAGCGGAUGGAAAGACUUUCAAAUCGCGUCUGGGGUGAAGUCGUCUUUCCUACAGAUUCCAAGAGCAUGAAGGCCAGUUUUAAAAGUUUUUUUUUCAUGUCUUAGUCAAAUAAAUCACUCCUUUUAGGCCAGAGAAAUAGCCCACUAGAAAAAAAAGUACGUUUUGUCUGUAUUAUCACCACAACAGGCGAGUUUUUAGUUUUAAAUAUUUUUGUUCGUGUGAAAAAAUGAAUAAAUUCCAAUUGUUUGAGUGGUUUUGGCACGCUCCGAUCGAGACUGCAAUGUAGGCGGAAAAAAAAUAAAAUUGAUUGGUUUCUAGUUAUGAAAAAUCCGUUUUAAUUUUCACAUUAGGUAGCAUGAAUUUUGGAUCUACCAAGAAAAUGUUUUCUGAAUUGACGAUUACGAGACUUUUUUGAACUUCCUGAUUUAGAUUCCAGAAAAAGUUUUAAUUUUCCAGGUCGUCAAAGUCAUGUCAGCCCAACCAUAUGAAACCAACGAACAGCUUUCCCCGAAAUACUAUCCCAAUCUGCCUAUGUUCCACUACCUCACAAAAAUGCUUCGGUUUCACGGCCUCUUUUUCGACGAUCACGUUGUCUUUCGACAGGUUUUAAUUUCAUUUUUAUGAAUUUUCGCGUUUAAAAGCAAGACGUUUAAAUGCAGAACUCAUUUGGCUAAAUGAAUCUUUAAGGUACAAGACGAGCUCAAGAUUUUACGAGGGAAAGUCGUUCGCCCUCCCAUCGGACAAGGAAAGCGAGCACAGUUGCGCGGCAAAAAAUAA
This is a messenger RNA of Caenorhabditis auriculariae, 847 nucleotides long. Lineage: Eukaryota; Metazoa; Nematoda; Chromadorea; Rhabditida; Rhabditidae. The record is from the annotation of a GenBank genome assembly.